AAUGAUAAUCGGAUGAAUGAAUUUUCAAUGUGUUAGUGAGCCAUUUCCCAGGCUAGUAGAUACCUAAGCAAGCAAGGAGGUAUAAUCUUAUCAUCAAAAUUAUUGUUAUUAUAAUUUAAAAUCUGAAACAAAGAGAGAGUUGCGUUGAAUUGAAGGGAUGAAGGUUGGCAAUUUGAACAGAGGUUCUGCUUCUGUUUCUCUUCAAUGUGGCGGUUUCAGCUUAUACAACGAAAGGCGUAGUAGUAGAGGUUGUUCAAAUUCUGUAAUAGGUCCCAGCUUACUAGUUCGACUGAAGAAGAAUAAUUCUAAUUCCCGCUUUGUAACCCUUCGCGCUUCUUCACUGCUUCCAAUACCAUGUUUUGCUUCUCCACCUUCUCACCUUAAUCAACACUCUCUCCUCACCGAUUCUCAUCACGAUGACACCCAAAUCACUCCUGAAUUAUCCGUCAAUGAAAAUGAAAAUGAAAAUGAAAAUGAAAAUGAAGAAGGUUACUCAAAUUCAAUUUCAGACGUCAAACGUGAGAUUAUAUCGCUCUCUUUGCCUGCCCUUGCUGGACAAGCAAUUGACCCAAUCGCACAGUUGAUGGAAACUGCUUACAUUGGUCGACUUGGUACUUUGGAAUUGGCUUCUGCUGGUGUUUCUGUUUCCAUCUUUAAUAUCAUUUCAAAACUAUUCAAUAUUCCUCUUCUUAGUGUUGCUACUUCUUUUGUUGCUGAGGACAUGGCUAAUAUUUCUAAAAAUCCUGAUUCUGAUUCUGCUUCAGAUCAGGGUGAUAGUAAACAAAUUAGUGGCAAUGGUAAUCCUUUCAAAGCAGUUUAUCAACGAAAGCAACUCUCCUCUGUCUCCACUGCUUUGCUAUUAGCUCUAGGGCUCGGCAUUUUCGAGGCUUUAGCUUUGUAUUUGGGAUCUCAAACAUUUCUUCGUAUAAUUGGUGUAUCAGCAGGAAAUCCAACACUUGUUCCGGCACAAAAAUUUCUCUCUUUAAGAGCGUUUGGUGCUCCUGCAGUUGUGCUUUCUUUGGCUCUUCAAGGAAUUUUUCGCGGCUUUAAGGAUACCAAAACUCCUGUUAUAUGUUUAGGCAUUGGCAACCUUUCAGCUGUCGUUUUAUUUCCCUUACUUAUUUAUUACUUUAAGUUGGGUGUAGCCGGUGCAGCCAUUUCCACUGUUCUCUCUCAAUAUAUUGGGACUGUGUUGAUGAUCUGGUGUCUAAAUAAGAGAGCUGUGUUACUACCUCCAAAAAUGGGAAACCUGCAAUUUGGCAGUUAUAUCAAGUCUGGUGGUUUCCUUCUUGGAAGAACACUUGCUGUUCUUACAACCAUGACAUUGGGGACAUCAAUGGCUGCUCGCCAUGGUCCAGUAGCUAUGGCUGCACAUCAGAUAUGGAUGCAAGUGUGGUUGGCCGUUUCCCUUCUAUCUGAUGCAUUGGCUGCAUCUGGUCAGGCCCUAAUUGCAAGUUCUAUAUCCAGACAUGACUAUAAAGCUGUGAAGGAAAUUACUCAUUUUGUAUUAAGGAUUGGACUGCUGACAGGUAUAUGCUUGACUGCAAUUCUGGGUGCAUCUUUUGGAUCUUUAGCUACCCUUUUUACCCAGGACUUCGAAGUUUUGCAGGUUGUCCGAACUGGAGCGCUGGUAUGUAUGGUAUUGCUUUUUUUUUUUAUGUGUGCAUUUGUUUUGAUUUCUCUGUCUCCUCAGAUAGUGGUUUACAUUGUUAGAUGUAAUUGUUGCCAGUUUGUUAGUGCUUCACAACCUUUUAAUGCACUGGCUUAUAUUUUUGAUGGUCUCCAUUAUGGUGUUUCUGAUUUCCCAUAUGCUGCUUUCUCCAUGAUGUUUGUGGGAGCUGUCUCCUCAACAUUUUUGGUAUUUGCCCCUUCACAUUUUGGCCUUCAAGGUGUUUGGCUGGGCUUGAGUCUCUUCAUGGCACUUCGUGUAGUAGCUGGUUCUGUCAGAUUACUAUCGAAGAAUGGUCCUUGGUGGUUUCUACAUAAGGAUUUCCAUAUUGCAAAGAUGGUCUCUUAAUUGUUAAGGCGGAGAAUAUGGAUGAAACCGUUUCAGGAUAAGGAUCUGCAUCGGAUACACUAUUUAGAUGUUAACUUAGAAUUUGGGUUUUUGGUACGCUUAUUUAGGAAAUGGUUUUUAGAAGCACAUCGUAAGCCGUUGUAAUGAGAUCAAUCAAUUGUUAAGUUCUCAAUUAGUUGUUAUAUUUUACAAUUAUGCUAAGUAGUACUUUUUUACCUUCAAUGUUACCCAAUGUAAAGAAAUUGUUCAUUUCUUAAAGUUCAAUGUACAUCAAAUGCCGGUAUAAUAA
This is a messenger RNA of Cicer arietinum (chickpea), 2306 nucleotides long. The record is from RefSeq and is a predicted model, not a curated record. Lineage: Eukaryota; Viridiplantae; Streptophyta; Magnoliopsida; Fabales; Fabaceae.